GAUAACUCCGUUGGGAGAGCGAAGAGAACAUUACCUUUGAGUUCACUGGGAAAGCUGAGCGAAAGAAGAAUCGAAGAGGAGCUUCAAUGGCUGUUUCUUCUGUAUCUUCUUCGUCAUUAGUUCCUUCUCUUUCACUCAUCUCAUCUUCUUCCUUGAAUUCUAAAGCAAACUUCUCCUUUUCCUUCUUCCACAUUGGCACUAACACCUUCAAGCUUCAAAGCUCAAAGCCCCUUCUAUCAUCAACUAGGGUUUAUGCUGCUCCCGAAGUGUUGGAUUCCCCAGAUUCCGCUGAACUUCCCCCACAAACCCCAGAUGACUCCGAAUUCACCACCCUUGAGGUUGGAGACUUGGGGACUCCAAGCACCUCGUCUCUUAGCAUUGGUGCAGAUGCAGAUGCGAUGGCACCAAAGCAGAAAAUCAGAAUCAAACUUAGAUCUUAUUGGGUUCCCCUGAUAGAGGAUUCAUGCAAGCAGAUAAUGGAUGCAGCAAAAAGUACCAAUGCAAAAACCAUGGGUCCUGUACCAUUACCAACUAAGAAACGAAUCUAUUGUGUUCUUAAAUCUCCACAUGUGAACAAGGAUGCCCGGUUCCAUUUCGAGAUAAGAACCCAUCAGCGACUCAUUGAUAUUCUAUAUCCUACUGCCCAAACAAUUGAUUCUUUGAUGCAACUGGAUCUUCCUGCUGGUGUUGAUGUGGAGGUCAAACUCUAAGAAUAUCUGCUUUUGCAGGUUGUUGAUUGUAAUGGACUCGAGGAGUUGAAAUUUUUCAUGGGAACACUUUUCUGGCAGAGAAGGGGAUAUCAUUUCCAAAUUAGCAUUAAAGUGUAACUAGUGGAGCAGGUGUGCUGAGCAGUGUAAAAAUUGGUCAAAUAUAUACAUCAACGGCCAAGCAUAAUGAGAAGUCCAGGGGAAUAUUGAUUUUGAAUGAAAACCACCUCAAUACACCCCUUUCAGCUUUCAUUAAUUAUAUAUUGUUAGUGAGUCUCUUUCUGUUUUAAUUAAUUAUUUAUUGAAGUAUAGUGUAUUGUAAUGCUGGUGGUGGACUAAAUGUGAGGCAUACAAUUGCACAAGCUCUCUACUGUUUUAUGUUUACCACGCUAGUUUUCCAAGUUCUACUGGUAGCUGCGGAGAUGGAUGAAGUACAUAUUUUAAUCUCAAGUGAAAUUGUAGAUUACUGUUUUUAUGCUUAUUUUACUCGGAGUCUGGUAUAGUCAUCCCAGGUGGAAUUUAUUUAUCCUCCGGAUUUGAUGAUC
Messenger RNA from Prosopis cineraria, 1252 nucleotides. RefSeq lists its product as uncharacterized. Gene Ontology annotation, biological process: translation. Bases 87 to 710 code for a protein of 207 amino acids. The record is from RefSeq and is a predicted model, not a curated record. The transcript is spliced from 4 exons. Lineage: Eukaryota; Viridiplantae; Streptophyta; Magnoliopsida; Fabales; Fabaceae. Gene Ontology annotation, molecular function: structural constituent of ribosome; RNA binding. Gene Ontology annotation, cellular component: small ribosomal subunit; ribosome; mitochondrion.